This is a messenger RNA of Mus pahari (shrew mouse), 6478 nucleotides long. RefSeq names its product kinetochore scaffold 1 (gene Knl1). Gene Ontology annotation, cellular component: nucleus. Lineage: Eukaryota; Metazoa; Chordata; Mammalia; Rodentia; Muridae. The coding region runs from base 13 to 6444 and encodes 2143 amino acids. The record is from RefSeq and is a predicted model, not a curated record. The transcript has 25 exons. Gene Ontology annotation, biological process: protein localization to kinetochore; cell division; attachment of spindle microtubules to kinetochore.
AAGUUUUCAAAAAUGGAUGGGAUAUAUUCAGAAGCUAAUGAAGAGAAUGACAAUACACAGAGGCCUGUUAGAAGACAGCAUUCCUCAAUUUUGAAACCCCCAAGGAGUCCUCUUCAGGACCUCAAAUGUGGAAAUCAAACAGUUCAGGAAUCUAAUGCUCCAAGAACAAGGAAAAACUCUCGUCGAGUCAGCUUUGCAGAUACUAUAAAAGUAUUCCAGACAGAGUCUCAUAUGAAAACAGAGAGAAAUUCAGAAAUUUCAGAGACAGAAGCCAGAAAAAAUGUGCUGACUCUACAGAGUAAGAAUUUAGAUGAUAAUUAUUGUGCAAUUACUGGUAUGAACACUUUGCUUUGUGCUCCAAUUCAGACUCAGAUGCAAGAAAAGGAGUUUUCAACUAUAGACUGCAACUAUGAAAGGAAACAUGCAAAUGAUCAGACAGUCAUCUUUUCAGAUGAAAACCAGAUGGAUCUGACAGCAAGUCACACUAUAAUGAUUACCAAAGGUCUUUCAGAUUGUACCAAAAAUGAAAAUUCUACAAAAAUAGAUACCACAUCCUUUUUGGAGAAUUUAAAGCAUCACGCUGUGAAUUCAAGAAUUAAAAAUGAUUUAGCAUGCUCCACAAUUUCCAUAAGUCAAAACAUUUUCUCAGAAAAGAUCAAUUCUGACAAUUUCAUAAAAAGAUUGAAAACAGGAAAACAUAUUUCUUCUUCUACAGAGCUUGAUAAGGAAAAUGCUGAGAUACCUGUUUAUUCCAAGGACUCAAACAGUGCCUCUUCAACACAUCAAAUGCAUGCAUCUCUUAGUGCAGAUGAAAAUAGUAGGAAUAGGACUAGAAUCUUUAGAGAACAAGAUGAUGGGAUGAACUUGACCCAGUGUCGUACAGCCUGUAUUGAGACUUGGAUUCCUCCAUCCACGGAGGCCAACUUAGGAAAAUUCAAAGGUGAUAAUACCAUUUAUGGCAAUGAGUGUAUGGAGUUAACAACUAACUAUACGAUACAGGUUUUGUCAUCAGAAAAUAAUUUAUCUGAAAGAGAAACUCAAACUCAAAAUGGUAUGAAUGUUAAAACAGUUGAUGGAGCUACAGCUCCAGAGAAGAAAACAGCCCUUAAGGAUAAACUAAGUGCCGCUUUUCAAGGCUUUUUCCCAAAUCCUGAAAAUAAAAUUCAUAUUACCAAAUGUUAUCCUAUAGAGUCAGAAACUCAUACAGUCACACAGAUUUCUAGUCAAAGUGCCAGCACACUGGCUAUAACUUCAGAAUCUCUAUGUUCUAGACCAGCUAUUGAAGGGUAUAAGACAAUUUUUAAUUCUAGUAGCAAUGAUGCAAUGGAACUGACUAAGUGUCUAUCAGCUAUGCAAGAGGAAAAAAAAUUGCUGAAGGCUGAUGAUAAGUAUUCUAAAAUAUGUACCAAUCCAGAUGCUGGCCUACUCAGAGAGAAAACUAUUUAUUUAGAAGAGGAUAGCAUGGACAUUACCAAAAGUCACACAGUUGCAAUAGAUAAUAAAAUAUUUAAACAUGAUCAAGAAAACAUUAAAAAAGAAAUAACAACUAUACCAAUAUUUGAAAAGGAAAUGAUGCUCCGAAAUCUUAUGCCUAUGUCAAAAGAUGAGAAAAGGAAUGUAGAUUAUAUUUCAGUUCCUCAAGUAUCUAAGGAAAACUUACAACAGAGUCAAACCAACACUUUAUCUGUUUCAUUGGCUGACAAAAAGAUGGAAUUCUUGGCCGAUGAAGAUAUGGAUCUGACUAAAAGUCACACAACUAAGUUAAGUCAAGUUAUUCCUACAACUUUUGACUUAGCAUCAAAGAAUGUCACCAGAUCAUACUCUCACAGCAAAUGCCAUUUAAAUAAUGAAUGGGAAAGCCUGGAUAAACAAGUAGUGCUAGGCCAGCAUUCUAAACUUCCUUUACCACAGAGGAAAGAUAUAGAUGAUCCUGACUGUUCUCAUCAUAAGAUAAUGUAUUCAGAGGAGUUACAAACUAUGGAUCUAACCAAGAGCCACACUAUUGUAAUUGGCUUUGGUCCUCCUGAAGUAGAAGAACAUAAUAAAAUUAAUUUAGAACACAAAAAUGGCCAACUUACAGCAGAAAGUAGACAAACAGCUGUGAACAUCCCUGCAGCAAACUCUCGAGUAGUAACAACGAAUGAUAUGGACAUGUUAAAGGACAGAAGUAUACAGAAGCCAGAAUUGCGAAAGGAAAAGCAAGACGUUGGAAUCUAUGGAAGAAAAAGUAUUGGUGGACCGAAAAUUGAUAAAACUAUAUUAUUUUCAGAGGGUAAUGAGGAUGAUAUGGAUAUCACCAAAAGCUGCACAGUCAAAAUAAACCAUAGAUCUUUAUUAGAUAAACAUGAUUCUCAUUUAGUAUCUUUAGCAGGAACUUCUAAAACCAUUUUGCAUGCACGUGGACAGGUUGAAAUGGAAAUCAAUAGAAGUCACACAACUCCUUUAGAAUGUAAAAUUAUCUCACCCAGUGAUAUAACUCCUGGUGCUCUGGAUAAGAUUGUGAUGUCUAUAGAUGGUCAUGAGGAACUAGAAAUGACAAAGUCCCAUACUGUUUUCAUUGACUACCAAGCAGAGGCAAAAGGUGUACUUCCAGACAGACUUGACUUUCAAUUAUCCAAAAAGGAAAGCCUACAGAAGCCGAAAGUGACAUCUUCUCCUGCUGAAGAAAUUGUUUCCAUUUCAGAAAAUAGUGAAAGCAAUCAUCUACCAGCAAAAGGCAGCCAGCUAACAAUACUAGAGGAAGGGCCUAAUAGUGGGCCUGCAGAGGAAAUUAAUGAUACACAAAAGCCUGGACUUCUGAAUGAACUUCUGUCAGGCAAAACUCAGAGAAGAAAAAGCCUUAAUCUCAAAAACAAGAGUAUUACAUUUUCAGAGAAUGAUAAAUGUUAUAGAGAGAUCACUCAGAGUUCUGUAGUAGAAAUAAAUAAUGAAACUAGGCUGGAAGACAAAAAGGGCUUCAGUUUUGUGCCAUUGGCAGGAACUUCCAAACCAGUUUUGUCUGCAUAUAGGCCCGAGGACAUGGAGAUUUCUACAAGUCAGACCACUGCUUCAGAAAAUAAAACUGUCCCACCAGAUGAAGUAACUACUAUACCUAUGGAUAAAACUGUAAUGUUUGUAGAUAAUCUCGGUGAUCUGGAUGUCACCAGAUCCCAUACGGUUUUCAUCGAUUGUCAAGCCAAAGAAAAGGUACUUCAUGAGUGUACUAAUUUGGGAAUACCAAAAACAAAAAACUUGAGUGGUUCUGAAGGUGAUACCUGUAUUCAAGAAAUCACAAAAAAACCAGCCCCUGAACACGAACACCAUAUGACAACUGUUAUUCCUUCUAAUUCAGUAGUUAGUGAUCAAAGUUCAAUGAAAAUCAAGUUUCACGAAGCUGAUAUAGAUGAGGAGGUCAAAGGAAAGGAAGUGGAGGCCAAUAUGCUGAAACAAACUAAACCUGAAAGCUGUCUGUUAAAUAUAACAGUUGGAAAGAAUGUGGAUAUUACAAGCAGUUAUACAGCUGAUGUUUGUAGAUCCAGUGACAAGUAUUCCUCUUUACCAAAUAUUUCUUCUGAUAAUUCGGGUGGUAAUACUAUGUCCUUGUGUGAUAAAAAUAAGGAGAAAGCUUAUAAUUGCCAAGUGCCAAAUGAGUUUCCUUAUGCAGAUAUUUUACCGAGUACAUAUCACAUGGAUUCUGAAAAACUGUCUGUCUUUGCACCUUGUCCUUCAAAAGAAGUCACUCAAACUGAAAGUGCCAUAACACUGCUUAAAGAUGAAGAUCCUGUAGAAGAGCCUCAGGGGGAGGUGGCUACAUUUAACACAAAGCAUGUAUCUCUUAACCUUGCAAAGGAUCAAACAGAGGCCUUUGUUGAUGUUAGUGUUGCUCCUCAGCCUCAUCUCUCAGCCCAAGAAAACCCAUCAACUCAAAAAGGGCAGGAUGUUGCCCGUAGAGAUGACGGAAUAUUAUCUAAAGCUGGGGAGAAGACUUUACCUUUUCUUCUAGGAAAUAUCUCUGCAUCCACAUGUGAAAUUGAGUCCAAGAUACCCACUAAUGUGGAACACUUUGCUGUAACCUAUGAAAAAGAACUGAAUAUAAGUAUUCAAACAGAUAAAUGUAAUACAAAUGUACAUAGCCCUAGUAACUCAGCCCUGACAACACAAGUCAUUCAAACACAUGCCAAUGCAGAAGAAGCACUAGAGUCUAUAGUUCCAUCUAAUGUUUCAUGUUUUAGUAGUACCAAACCAAGUCUAAGUAAUUUGAAUAGAAAAACUGAGGAGGUUUUAGACUUUCAGACUGUUAAUUUAUUACCUCCCGCAGAACAGUUACUUGAAGAAGGAAGUCAGGCACAUAGUAUGAGUAUAGUACAAGCUACACAAAUAUCUAGCCUAGGUUCCAGUAAUGAUAGAGAUGAAGAAAGUAAAACUUUCUGUAAUGAGGCUGAAACUACAUCUGUACCACUAAAAACAGCUGUUAAAGACAAAACAAGAAGAUGUUCAUUGGGAAUAUUUUUACCCAAAUUACCAAACAAGAGAAGUUGUAGUAUCACUGGUGCUGCUGACCUGGAGCAGAUUCUAGCAGAUGCAGCUGACUUAACUCAACUAGAAACUCAGCCAGCCUGCAGUAAAGAUGCAGGCAUCGGAUCUGUUGCCGCCAAACUGAAUUUGAGUCCGUCUCAGUUUAUAAAUGAGGAAAACCUCCCUGUAUGUCCUGGUGAGAUACUCUCAUCAGAUUCUGUUAGCCUGGACAUUGAGGAAAGUGCUCUGAUUGACACGCCUCAUAAAGAGGUUUUACCGUCUGAAAACAGAACAAAAAACUGCAGGGGCCAAAAAAGAACCUGGGUUGAAGAAAGUGAUGUUACAAAUGAGAAAAAAAUCAGAACACAUGACAGUGCACAAGAUCAAGAGAUUUUUGAUAAUCAUACUGAAGAGGAUAUCAAUAAAAAUGUCAACAGUGUAUUGCUGAAAAGCCUGAGCAGGACACCGUCUAGUUGCAGCAGCUCUCUGGAUUCAAUCAAGUCUGAUGGACUCUCUCUGGAUGCCAGCACACAGCCUAAUAGCCAAAUGGAGUCACAGUUUCUUGGUGACACUAUGUCUGAAGAGAGUUUGAAGGAGAAACUCAAGCAUGGACAAAUUACAAUAAAGGAGUUCUUCAUACUUCUUCAGGUCCACAUCUUAAUACAGAAACCUAGGCAGAGCAAUCUCCCAGCCAAAUUUACUAUAAAUACAUUACCUACCACAGAAGAUCUGAUGUUGAGACAAUAUGUUUAUGGACCCAGGAUAGAGAUUUAUAAAGAAGAUUGUAAGCUUCUUCGACAAAAGAUUGAUGAAUUAAAGAUAUCUGCAUUGAACCAAAAUAAACUAUUGACCGAUGUAAAUAGGAACUUGUGGGGAAAAGUGAAAGACUACUCUGAUGAAGAGCUGAAGAACUAUGGAAUUUACCUUAACAAAAUAAAGUCACGCUAUACCAAGAUUACAAAAGUCUUCACUCACCAAGGAAAAGUGGCUCUGUAUAACAAAUUGGUGCAUUCAGCUGAGAAUGAGAAGAAGAAACUUCAGAUAAAAAUAAAUGAGAUGGACACUAUCCUCAAGAAGAUUGAGCACUGUCUCACUGAAGUGGAAACAGAAACUAAGAAUUUGGAGAAUGAAGAGAAAAAUGAUGCCAUGGAAGAAUGGGAUUCUGAAGUGAGAGAUGCAGAGAAAGAACUGGAACAGCUGAAAACUGAAGAAGAGGAGCUUCAGAGGAAGUUCUUAGAAGUAGAAACACAGAAAACGCAGACCCUUGCUCAGAUAGAAUUUAUAAAAGAACAAACAACUAAAACUGAAGAAUUACUGGAUCAAUUGAGUUUUUCUGAAUGGGAUGUCAUUGAAUGGAGUGAUGAUCAAGCUGUAUUUACCUUUGUUUAUGAUUCAAUAGAACUCACCAUCACCUUUGGAGAGCCUCUAGUUGGUCUCACUUUUUUGGACAAGGCUUGCAGGAAGAUUAAUGAGCUCAGUUUUCAGUCUCUGUUAGAUGAAGAUAAAGCUCCUCCUUCCUCCCUUUUAGUUCAUAAGCUUAUUUUUCAGUACAUUGAGGAACAGGAAUCCUGGAAGAAGAAAUGCACAGCACAGCAUCAGGUACCCCAGAUGCUUCAAGAACUCUCACUGGUAGUGAACCAUUGUAGGCUUCUUGGAGAGGAGAUCGAAUUUUUAAAGCGAUGGGGGCCAAAUUAUAGCCUAAUGCAUAUAAAUGUGAAUAAUACUGAAUUGAGGCUUUUAUUCUCCAGUUCUGUAGCAUUUGCAAAGUUUGAGAUAACUUUGUCUCCCUCGGCCCAUUAUCCCUUGGUCCCACUACCGUUCACCAUUCAAAAUCACCUUGGGAAGACUGGCCAUGAUGAAGUUGCUGCCGUUAUCUCUAAAGUGCCCUUAGAGGAAAACUACCUGAAGAAUGUAGUCAAGCAAAUUUACCAAGAUCUACUUAAGGACUGAAAGUUCUGUUGUAAGACCCACAGAUCACAGCUAU